Molecule: messenger RNA, 639 nt
Organism: Dibothriocephalus latus
Lineage: Eukaryota; Metazoa; Platyhelminthes; Cestoda; Diphyllobothriidea; Diphyllobothriidae
Source: the annotation of a GenBank genome assembly
UUGAUCCCGAUAGACGACUACUACUACGGCAGACAAGAAGGUGCUGCAGAAUACGUUGAAGAGAAAGCCGAUUACCGGUUUAAGUGCGCUGUUUGCCAACGUAUCUUCUUCUCAAACGUCAAGCUGAUGCACCACAUAAUGGGACAUGUGGAUGAAAGCAUCCAGCCCCUGCUUAAUUUUGCCGGUCUCAACCAGUGUCGCGUCUGUAGUCUCGUUUUUGCGAACGCCUUCGAAUUAAGAGCCCACACUGAGAAAGCGCACCCAGGUGUUAAUCACGCUGACCCCAUGAAUACAGGAAAAUCAGACUGCGAUUCGCAGCAGACUGCCUCUCAACUUAUGCAGCAGCAGCAGCGUCUCGGUCUGCUUGAUCCUAGUGCUCAGACUGGUGAAGCUGGUGAUAGUGCCAUGCAGGGAGCUUUCAGCGCCUUUUCUUGUCGCAUCUGCGGUAAAGAGGCGACCAGUGAUUUGGCCCUAGCUCAUCAUCUUCAGUCAACUCACCGUCAACGCGAAAUGCCCUAUGUCUGCCGCCUGUGUCUAUUCCGCUCGUCGUUGUUUGAAGACCUAUUGGAUCACUUCAAGAAGGUAUGGAUCACUGCCUUUAUCUCCACUGUUUAUGUAUUCCACUCUCAAGACUCCUAG